Molecule: messenger RNA, 3366 nt
Organism: Henningerozyma blattae CBS 6284
Lineage: Eukaryota; Fungi; Ascomycota; Saccharomycetes; Saccharomycetales; Saccharomycetaceae
Gene: LRE1
Product: Lre1p
Exons: 1
Coding region: 1-3366 (1121 amino acids)
Source: RefSeq, a predicted model, not a curated record
AUGUUUGAUAGCGUGCAACCGUUAGACCCCCCAGAAACUACCAAGGACAAUACAAUAACAACAACAACAGCAACCACUGCACAACAAAAAGAAGGUACUAGAGACAGUUCCUAUGACGACACUAUCAUAACUACUACACCAAGACAUGACAAGGUCCAUUCGGCUAUCCAUCAUUCUUCGUUGUCGUUAAAUGUUCCCAAUACCAAUGGGAAUUAUGGUACAACUAAUAGCAAUGCAAAUUCAAACUCAACCUCAAAUAAAGACGAUGAUUUUACCUUCACAAUGCCCAGAAGAGGUCAUCGUCAUAAAAGAUCCAUGGCUAUUUCAGGCGAUUUCGAUUUCAUUCCUACUCCUCCAUCAUUACCGUUUGGUGCAUCUCCAUCUAAUACAAAUAAUAAUCAAGCAAGUGGAGGUGGAGGAGGUGUGGAUAUGCAAAGAAGAGGAUCUUCUCCAAGUAAUUUGAAUUAUUCCACGUUUCUAUCUCCAAACACUACUACAACUUAUAUAUCUCCAAACACGUCGGCUUAUAAUACUCAUGCAUCUCCAAACACUUCGUAUUAUAAUACUUCCCCAUUGGGUAAACGUUCCAAUAAAAUGCAUCUUCCUUUCCAAUCAUCACAAUCUCAUUUAACAUCUGUGACUACUUGUAAUACUCCAAAGGAAAGUCCAAGUUUCUUUAUUAGUGAGAUUUCGAAAUUUUCUUCAGAUAUUCAAGGUGUACCUGAUGCCAUUAUUGAUUUAGAUGAUAUUUUAACUACGAGACCAAAAUCAUUUACAACACAUAGAAGAACAGAAUCUGCACCUGCAGAAUUGGAUUUCAUUCUACCUUUUAAGAUGAAUUCAAAUUCAAAUACAAAUAUUAAUAUUAAACCUAAAUCAAAAUUGUUAAACUCUAAUUCAUCUAUUCAUAUGAAAACAUCUUCUAUUGAUGAAAAUUCAAUUCAUGGUAAUAAAAUGAGAAUUGAAGAAGAAGAUGAUUUUUCUACUUAUCAACAUAUUGCUGCUUCUCAAUUAAAUAAGUAUUCAGCCAACAAGGAUGAUACAAGUGAUGUUAGUUGUAGUUCUAAUGAUAUAGAGACAAGAACAAAUUCAAAUAUAAAUUCAAACUCAAGUUUAAAUUUAUCGAAAAAUUCUAAAGAGGAUUCAAAUGAUAUUGAUGAUGAGAGUCCAUUCGCUAACACAAAUAAUUCUGAUACCGGUAAUAAUAAUGAAUUUUUCUUUACACAAAAUAAAUUAUUAUCUCCAAUUAAACCGAUGUCAAAACCACAAUUGAGAUCGUUGAGUUCAAAUUCAUAUGAUACAUCAACACCCACUUCUAAUCGAAAUUCAGCGAGUAAUAAUAAUAAAAAUUCAAAGGAUUCUAAAUAUAAUACGUUGAAAAUCAAUAGACAAAAGGAAAGAUAUUCACAUUAUACAAAACAAUUUACAAAUAAUAGGAAUUUCUCAUCCAAUUCAAAUAAUUCAACAAUUACAAAUAAUUCUUUGGCAAAUACAUAUACAAAUUCAAGUUUAAAUAAUUCGAAUUUGAAUUUAAAUUCUAUAAAUUCAUUAUCAAUUACUUGUGUGGUAAGCUCCAAUUUAAAUUCCGUCAAUUCUUUUUCGAAUUCAUUAUCGAAUUCAAAUUUUAAUUCAGUCAAUUCAUUACCAACUACUUCUACAUCAUCAACUACAACAACAACUUCAAUGACAUCGACCAAUAUUAGUAAUUAUUCAAAUACAAAUAAUAUUGCUAUAAAUUCAAUUUUCAAUACUACUACAAACCCAACAAUUCAACCUCAAACUUUAAGAGAACAAGCAUCUUCAUCUUCUUUAUCUUCAGUUUAUUUAAAGACUCCAUCUUCUUCCAUGAAUACCCCAGCUAGACCAGCUUCAACUCCAUCCACUCCAUAUUCCGAUAAUAGGAUUUCCAAUAAAAAUUCUGAUAAUACUAAUACCAAUACCAAUACCAAUACCAAUACCAAUACCAAUACCAAUACAAAUGAUAAAUCAACUACCAAUAACAUUGAUAACACUAAUAUUAAUAAUAAUAAUAAUACAACUAGUACUAAUAUUAUUUAUGAUAAUGGUUCUUCUUCCACUACUACCAUCAAUAAUUCCAACAUAUCUUCAUCUAAUACAAUUCCAAAUUCUAAUCCAAUCAUGUCAGCAGAUGAUUAUAAAAGAAGGCUUGGUCUAGCUCCAGUUUAUAAAAAGAAAUUUAGUUCAAACUUACAAUCAUCUACUACCUCAAGAAAUAAAAGUUAUAUUCCACCGAAUAUUCAUUCAUCUCCAUCUCCAUCUCCAUCUCCGUCAGUUUCAUCGUUUAAUUUUAAAAGUCAAGUUUAUGAUAUGUCAUAUGACGAAUUAAUUGAUUCUUAUUCAAAUACAACUUCACCAAAGAGUAAAAAAACUAAGACCGAUAGUGAUCAAUUUAAUGAAUCUUUGAGUGCUAUCGAAACUAUUCGUUCCUUCCGUUCUUCAGAAAAUUCUAAGAAUUCUAAAAGUAAUAAUACAAAUAUUCCAAAUAAUAAAUCAAAUUCAAGUUUAGAAUUACCAAUUAUAUCAAUUAAUAAUGAAGUUACUACUAAUAAUAUAAUUAAAAAGGAAAAUGAUUGCAUUGAAAAAACCACAAGUAAUGAUUUAAAUGAAUUAUUGAUGGGAGGUCCAGGUACUUCAAUAGAUUUAUCUCAUUAUACUGAUCAAACAAUUUAUUCUUUUAAUAAUAAUCUUUCACAAUUAGAUUCAAUAAAUUCCAAAUAUGACGAAGAAAUAUCAAAUGAUAAUAUUAAUAUUCAAAAAAAAUUACAACCUAUUCAAUUUAAUAAUUCUAAUAUUCCAAAUAGCACUAAUAAUCAAAUGAACUUUCCAAAUAUAAAUGAUAAGAAUAAUCAAUUUGAAUCGAAUUCAAUACUUUUACAAAAAAUUGAUUCCAUGACCAUUGAUGAAUCAACUAAUAAACAAAUUAUGGAAAACAAAAGAAUUAUUUCCAAAAUGACUAACAAUACUAAUACCAAUAAUAAUAAUAAUAAUAACAAUUCUAUUACUUCACCUGGUAAACGAUCUAUAUAUACUGGUAAAACAAUUAUUCAAUCACCCACAAGAAAAUCCAUUUAUACAGAAAGGGGGAUUAAUUCAUCAUCACCUUCGAGAAAUUCACAUUUGAAUAAUGAAAAUAAUUUAUUCAAUACUACUACUAAUGAACGGAAUGAAAGUAACUCUUCCAGUAUUACUCACAACAUAUUAGCAUCACCAUCUAAAAAUUAUUAUGAUAGAGGAAAUAAUUUUGAUUCACCUUCCAAAAAAUCCAAAUAUAAGCUUGAAGUUAAAAAGACUAAGAAAAAAUUAUUUGGUUGGAUUGAAAUUGGUAAUAUUUUCCAAAGUAAAUAA